This is a messenger RNA of Sander lucioperca (pikeperch), 2662 nucleotides long. RefSeq lists its product as uncharacterized. The record is from RefSeq and is a predicted model, not a curated record. The coding region runs from base 216 to 1109 and encodes 297 amino acids. NCBI's taxonomy places the organism in Eukaryota, Metazoa, Chordata, Actinopteri, Perciformes, Percidae. The transcript has 5 exons. Gene Ontology annotation, molecular function: DNA binding; POU domain binding.
CUCAUGACUGCAGUGUGAGGUGGCAUGUUCCAUGUGUCCCUGCCCUCCUGACAACAUAGUUAAAGCUCCCAUCGUGGCACGCCACACAGUAUGGUGCUGCACACUGGGAUUCAGCUACUGUAGGCAAAUACAGCAAAGGGAGAACAGAGAGGCCUCUGUGUGUGUGUGUGUGUGUGUGUGUGUGUGUGUGUGGGGGGUCAGACUGGAACAGCAUCAUGGACACAGAAUAUUCUAAGAGAGUGUACCAAGGCGUUAGAGUCAAGCACACAGUCAAAGACCUUCUGGCCGAGAAGCGAUCCCGACAGACAAAUGGGCCCAGAUACAACGGAGGAUCGACCUCUCCGCCUUCAUUUGUCCAGAUGCCAGGGUCUCACAUGCUGCCCGGCUACUACAGCAUGAGGCGUCCCUUCAUCUCAGAGUCAGACUUCUGCCAGUCCACCAAGCAGUUCUCCCCUGACGUGUAUUCGCCCACACUGGGUGGCAAACCUCUGGGCUGCGAUCCCUCCACCAUGACCAGCUACCCCUCCUUCAUUGACAGCUACUACCCAGAGACCUUCGGAGAUUACCGCAGCGCUGCUACCUUCUCCAGCUCUGGAGGAUCCUUCCUGCCUUCAUCGGCCCUCUCAUCCCUGCUGCCUCCAUUUGGUGGAGAGUCCUCGCAUUUAUUUCUGAGAGACUCAUGGGAGCAGUCAGUUCCAGAGCCAGUAUCCCAGGUGGAGGCUCUGUGUCCGGACAGCCUCGCUUCCGUCAGCGUCCCGCCCUCCAUGCCCAGCCCAGAACCCCCGGGGAGCCCCUCCCAGUACCGCUCCCCCAGCCGAGGCUCCUCCAUGGGCCCCGGCUCCAGCAGCCAGCCCUACAUCCUGCACUCCAUGGAGGAAGCCCACUACCACCCCUUAACCACCAGCAGCUCUUACCAGGUCCCCUCCACCUCCUUCCCUUGCCCUUCCUACAUGAGCACUCCUAUCAGCGACCUGGUGUCCAAGAUGGUGACAGAGGAGGAGGCCGACAGCCACACCAGCCUCCCCCCCAACAGUGAGGCUCACUCCUCCUGGGCCAAGGAAGAUGGAGUGAGCUCCUGGUCGCCCUACGAGAUCAGGAGGGCCUACUGACUAGAGGACGGGCCUGAGGGUCAAUAUUUAUAAGAAGAUGGAGGUUUCACAGACAAUUAAACUCAACAAGCACUUGACACGCCUCCCACAGACCUUAGUUAGCUGGAACACUUUAACGCCACGUGCUGUGCUUGAGAUUAUGAAAAACUAGUUUGCAUAUGACCUGAGAAGCUAAGAUACAUGGCUGCAAAUAAUGGAUAAAUGGUUGAAAUUUCCAGUUUCUUGUCAUCUACGUGGAAGUAGUGAAGACAAACUUGACCAAAUCUACUGAAGAAAAGUAGCCCAGCCCAAACAUAGACAGCUCCAGGAUCACUAUGUCUUGUGUGUGAAAACAUUUUUGCAACAGCAUCCACAGUGUAACAGAAUACAUGAUGUAAGUUAAAAUCCUGUUUAAUAUCAGUUCAGAUAGGAUGAAAUUAAACCUUUCUGAUCUUGGGAAGCCAAAGCUGGUAACACUUUACCUAAACCCCACUAUAGCAUUUAAAAUAUCCAUAUAAACAAUUAAUAGUUUAUAACACACUGUUAAUCACUAUACUGUAGUUGUAAAUAGAUUUAAGGGCUUUUGUCAGUGUUUCAUAAUGUUUUUGUUGACAACUUAGACUUAGCUAACAAAAAAGACAGUAAAGCUGCCAUUCAAGAUCUAUAAAGUUCAAAAAGACAAAAGAACAAUCAGUAAGACCAAAAGGCUCCUUUAAUAAUUCCUCUCAUCCAAUUUGACAAACAUUCUUUCACAAAUUUUAUAAGCUUUGCUCUUCUGAAAAAAUGUUUGAUGAAGUGAGUCUGCACUGUUCAAUGUAGUCAAAGAUACUUUUCACUUAAGUUUUUUUAUGACUCCAUAGUGUGUUGGAAAUCAUUUAAGAUGUUAAUGCAUCAUUUACUCAUGCGUUUUGGGGAUUAAUACAUAUUAAUAUUAAAUUAAAUGUGUGUUAAGCAUUACGUGGAAUUAAAAAUUAUUUAAAAUGUUGUGGUAAACUGUUGGUUUAUAGGGUUUUUUUUUAAAAUAAAUUUCUUUACAAAAUGUAGACACUGGGUGGUGACAAUUUACUAUUACAACCAAUUACUUGUGUAUACAUUCAACAGUAAGUUAAACUGUAUAAAAACACAUUUAAAUCUAGUGAUGACAUACAAUUGUUUAUGAUAAUAUAUGUUAUAAGUUGUAUAUAUUAUACACUAGUUAUGAAUGCUUCAUGGGAGGAGUUAUAGAUGUCAACAAAGACAUUAUUGAACUAUUACAAAAAUCCUUAUAUCUGCUUAAACCUGCACUAUAUACGCCAUUUAAUAAUUGCUUACUAUAUAGCCUACUGUUUGUAAAUGCUACAUUUAGGGGUUAAAAUAAAGUAUUAUCCAAAAGGAUUUUAGACACAAUGGGGUUUUUUGUACAUCAAGCUUUUUUAGUCAAGCAACUGACAAUAACAUUAGUUUGGAUUCAUUGUCUGGAAAGUAACACUUUAUUAUGUUCAGCACAUGAGGAACUGUGAUUUUCAAUAAGCUCCAUGUUUUCAAAAAAAUGUUUGUAUACCAUCUAAUAAAUGACACGCCUUUGUUUAAAUUGA